Wyeomyia smithii (pitcher-plant mosquito) is the source of this 1737-nucleotide messenger RNA. Its product is annotated as protein MEMO1. The transcript is spliced from 6 exons. Bases 470 to 1351 code for a protein of 293 amino acids. The record is from RefSeq and is a predicted model, not a curated record. NCBI's taxonomy places the organism in Eukaryota, Metazoa, Arthropoda, Insecta, Diptera, Culicidae.
UUCGUGUCUAACACAUCAAAGAGGGUGCAGUAGCAGCUCUGAGUGGAGGCUUUUUGUCGCUUAGGUCAGAUUAAAAAUAGUGUUUUGAGGCGAUUUAUUGUGUGUUUUUUCGCAGGAUUCAUACGGAGCUGUGCAUAAGUGUAUUUGUUAUCAUUUUGUGCAGUUUGGUGGUCCGCGAAAGUGCUCACAGAUUGGACAAAUUGUUUUGUGUCAACCUGCAAAGACAUUUGCCUUUUUAAUAUCGUCUUUCUCUUUGAAGUAACGAGUGUGAGCAAGAACGUUGUUAAAGGGUUAGUGCGAGAGCAAGACCAAACGAAAAGAAAGUUAAUCAUCGUCAUUGUCAUUAACUGCAUAGUCAUUGACAAGAUUGACAAACACAAACCUGCUUAUUGCUUACCACUGAAAAAAGCUACGUUAGAAACCUUUGCGCUGCUGAAGUUGGUUGGCUGCUGAACAUCUCAAGUACGAAAUGACCUACCGAGAGGCUUCUCACGCCGGAAGCUGGUAUACAGACUCAGGUUCCGAUUUAAAUCGACAACUCUCUAAAUGGUUGGACGACGCUGAUUUGACCUUUGGGCCGGCCCGUGCAAUUAUUGCUCCCCACGCUGGUUAUCGUUACUGUGGGGCAUGUGGAGCAUGGGCUUACCGGCAGAUCAGUCCGGCGGUUGUUAAACGAGUUUUUAUUUUGGGACCGUCACAUCACGUGCGCUUGUCGCGCUGCGCUUUAUCAGCUGCCCAGUAUUGCCGUACUCCGCUAUAUGAUCUCAAGGUAGAUCAACAGGUUAACGCCGAACUGGAGGCGACUGGCCACUUCAAGUGGAUGGACCAAAAGACGGACGAAGAUGAGCAUAGCAUUGAGAUGCAUCUUCCGUAUGUGGCCAAAGUGAUGGAAGACUUCCGAGACCAGUUCACAGUAGUGCCAAUCAUGGUCGGCUCGAUCAGCAACGAGUGGGAAGAAACAUACGGAAAAUUGCUAGCCCCAUAUCUGGCUGAUCCGCAGAAUCUCUUUGUCAUAUCGUCCGAUUUUUGCCAUUGGGGUGCCCGCUUCAGGUAUACCUACUACGAGGAAUCACAUGGUCCGAUUUACAAGUGGAUCGAAACGCUAGACAAGAUGGGCAUGGAUCUGAUCGAAACGCUCAAGCCGGAAAGCUUCGGCGAAUAUCUGCGAAAGUACAACAAUACCAUAUGCGGACGCCAUCCGAUCGGCGUGUUGCUGCAGUCGGUAGAAGAACUGAAGCGACGUGGUUAUCGAAUGAGCUUAAAGUUUCUCAAGUACGACCAAAGCAAUCAGUGCUGUGAUAAAAAAGACUCCAGCGUUAGUUAUGCCUCAGGUUCGCUGAUUUUUGAGUAAGCGAAGCCGUAUGUCCUGUGCAAAAUAUUAUUUAGUGGUAUAAUACUAUGUAGGCACCUAAGAUAUGAAGGUAGCGAUUGUAAAAAAAAAACGAGUGAGAACAAAUCGAUUCGACGGGGCACAGGCGAACAACGGACGAAAGAUUGAGCGAUCCGAAAAUAUAUAUAUUUUCAUCAUCCGAAAUAUUGAAUAAUUAUUUAAGUUUUCAAUCUACUAAUUGUGAAUUGAGUGUAUCUUGGAGUUUCUGAGCUAGUAAAAGAAUAGGAAAUAUUAACGAUGGAAAUUCAUAGAUUUUUUGAAUAGGGUGACUAGCUGAUUAGGAGACUAGAACACCCGGCAGUGCAGCAAUGAUGGAGUAAGGAUAAUAAUUAGAAAAACAUCUGAAA